CAAUAUUUGAUAUUAGGUUAUUUAUAUUAUCAAAGUUAAUCUAAUUUUAAAUUCUGGUGAAAUCGAAUUAGUGAUCAUGUCUUCAAAUGACCCAACUUCAAAGUAUCCAGCUGAUCAAGUCACAGCAAGACUUAUUGCACUGGAAAACAGAACAGGAUACAGAAUGCAGCAGUUUAAUGGACAGAGAAAGUUUUGGAAUCCGAAUUGGAACAAACCAAUUCCACCUCGUGGCUGUGAAGUUUUUGUCGGGAAAAUUCCACGCGACCUUUUUGAAGAUGAACUUGUUCCAUUAUUUGAAAAAAUCGGCAAAGUUUAUGAAUUGCGACUGAUGAUGGAUUUUAGUGGAUUUAAUCGUGGUUAUGCAUUUGUGGCUUACACGUGCCGUGAGCACGCACAAUUGGCUAUCAAUCAACUUGAUAAUUAUGAAAUAAGACCAGGCAUGCGCAUCGGAGUUUGCAGAAGCGUAGAUAACUGCAGGUUAUUUGUUGGGGGCAUUCCUAAAGAUAAAACUCAGCAAGAAAUCAGACAAGCAAUGUGUGAAAUAUCAGAAGAUGUUAGCGACGUAAUUGUCUACCCAGGAAGUAUUCCUGGUGAACAAAACAGAGGCUUUGCAUUCGUCGAAUACAGCACACACCGUGCUGCUGCCAUGGCCCGUAGAAAGUUAAUACCUGGGCGAAUAACUUUAUUUGGUAGUGAAGUGGUAACUGACUGGGCUGAACCUGAAGUGGACGCGACAGAUAAGACCAGUCGAAUAAAAAAUGUCUACGUACGGAAUCUUAAACUUACAACAACUGAAUUGCAAGUUUUCAACGCUUUUAAUGCUGUUCGACCCGGUGCUAUUGAGCGUGUUAAAAAGAUCGAAGAGAGAGAUUAUGCUUUUGUGCAUUUCCAACGCAGAGAAGAUGCAAUGUUUGCUGUUCAGGUAAUGAAUGGACAACGUAUCGACGGGCAAGAGGUACAAGUGUCACUGGCAAAGCCACCAUCUAACAAACAUGAUGCAAAUAGUUCAACAAUGCAAGCAAUGCAACAGCGUGCAUCUGCUACUCCAUCUCCCUCCCAUCUACAAGUAUACGAUCGUAUGAAAAGCAUGAUGAUGUCAAACACCAACCCACAACCUACAACAUUCAUACAGCCGGUCAAAUCCAUGCCACCAGACUACAACACCCUCACACAAGCUCAAGCAGCUGCCAAGCUUCAGCAAAUGCGUUAUCAGCAGCCACCCCCUAUGAACCAAUACCCUGCCAAAAGCACGCCUACAAACCCCCCUCCAUAUAUCUACCAAACACCAGAGCCCCAGAAUGCAUCAAACUCAACUGUAAAUUACAUGGCACAACUCAUCAUGAAAUAUGGGUUAGCAAAUGGCUCUACACCAGUUUCUACACUUGAUCAUAUUGCAAAGAUAGAUUGCCCAGUGUUUUAUCUUGAUGAAGUAAGCCUAAUUUUCAACAACGGAAAACGUCCAGAAUAUUGUUUGUUAAAUGAUGGAAACCGAGGAAACACAAAAUAUGCGUUUGCUGUCCACUUUAUGGGGGAGAUGUAUAUUCCAACACCAGAGCUAUAUUUCUACAAUAUACCAGAAGCCAAAAAUAAAGCAGCAAAACGUGUGCUGGAACAUAUAGAUUCGUGGAUGAAGAAAAAGGUUUUUGAUCUUGUGAAUGACAACAAUGGAUACUUAACCAAACAGACCAAUGGUUUCGGCAAUCAGCCACCUAACUCUAAUGCUUCUAAUGUUUCUAACACUACUUCUGCAUGGGGCACAGUAGAGAAACCUUCUGUUGAUUUUGACUAUCUACGUUCUGCAACAACUUUUAAAAACAACAUUAACGUUUUUCCCAAAUCAACAAUCACAAGUGACAGCUUCAAUGUGAAGUCACAGAACAGCAUUGUGACAUCAUCAUUGGGGUGGACAAAUGGAAUGUGGGAUCAAAUGAAAUAUUCAAAUGGGAUGGAAGCAAAGAGCACUGUUGACUUCUCAAGCUUAGUAAACAACUCAUCUUACGCAUCUUCACUCACAACAACUACCAGACCCCAGCUAUCUUCACUAACACAACCAAAAUCUGCAUUUGAUCGAGUUGGCCUUUGCUCAGACAGACUCAGCUCUCUGAACUUUGACUUUUAAAUGACCUUACACUUUAAUCUGUAAGGUAAGAGAGUGGUGCACAAUUGGUGCGCAGCCCAAAAAAAAUAAAUAUAAAAAUUUUAAAACAGUAAAUUCAGCCCCCCCCACUGUUUUAUUGUUUUAAUUGAACCCUUUUUUUGUGGCUGCGUCACUGCAUGACACACAAAGACACUUUAAAUGCACAAUGGAUUGUACAUAUCUUUAUAAACUGUCACACACACACAUGGUUGUUAAUUUUAAAGCAAGUAUUAAGAAUGAUGUAACUUGUAGCUUAUCAUUCUUCUUAAGUUGUCACAAAUUAAUUUUAUUCACAAAUUUGUUUUAAUGAUUUUAUCACCUGAUUUUAUCACAAAUCUAAAACCAUCUGUUUUUAUUGUGGAAAAAAUCAUUUGUUUUUAACCCACAAGUUUUAAGCUGUAAUUUCAUCAUAGCUACUUAAAUGAAAUAGACAGUUUGAAUCAAAAUUGUUUAAAACUAAGAAAUCAGAACUAUAAUAAUAUGUACUCAUUUUUAAAUCAAACAAUUUUGGAAGCAGAUUUUGAUGAUUUAAUUAAUUUGAAAACAAAUCUGUAUAUAUCGUUUUUUUCUGUAAAAAUGUGUUUCAGUUCUUGUUCGUUUUAUUUUUCGUUUAAAAGUUCGUUUUUCAGACAGUUUUAUUAAACAAUAAAAGAAUUUUUGAGAUUUAAUAACAA
Molecule: messenger RNA, 2811 nt
Organism: Ciona intestinalis (vase tunicate)
Lineage: Eukaryota; Metazoa; Chordata; Ascidiacea; Phlebobranchia; Cionidae
Source: RefSeq, a predicted model, not a curated record